Colias croceus (clouded yellow) is the source of this 2301-nucleotide messenger RNA. RefSeq names its product histone PARylation factor 1 (gene Hpf1). The transcript has 6 exons. The record is from RefSeq and is a predicted model, not a curated record. Gene Ontology annotation, cellular component: nucleus. Gene Ontology annotation, biological process: regulation of protein ADP-ribosylation; DNA damage response. Lineage: Eukaryota; Metazoa; Arthropoda; Insecta; Lepidoptera; Pieridae. Gene Ontology annotation, molecular function: histone binding; poly-ADP-D-ribose binding. The coding region runs from base 301 to 1578 and encodes 425 amino acids.
AGCUUCCUACAUAGUGAUUAUAAAUCAACGUAACAAAUGGUGGAUUCAGUUAUUACGACUUGUGGCAGAGUUAAUUAGGACGCCGUUGUGUGCACGAUUUGGCUGUAUUCUAUACCUACAUUAUACACAAAUAUUAAUUCCUGCAAUUUGAGAGACGAUUAAUGCUCUAUUUUGUGAUUUUGGGAGAUAUGUAAUUUUUGGAUUGAAUGUAAAAUAAUGCAAUUUGUCGAUAUUGGAAUUUAAAAAAAGGACCUGGCGCUAUUUUUUUUUAAGUGCCUACUACCUAAUAGUAACCUAAGAAUGUCCGAAGAAUGGAAAAAAUUUGUAAAAGAUCCGCGAAUAAUAUGCAAGUACGGCGAAAAAUGCUAUCAGAAAAACCCAGACCAUCAUAAGACGUAUAAGCACCCUCCUCAGCUCAAAGCAAAAGGCAACAAAGAUAAACGAACACAAAAUCGCUUUAAACCCUACAAUAAGAAAAAAAAUACAUGUAAUCAAACAACGGAUAGCAAAAAUACAAAUUCAGUUGUAAAUACUCCACAUAAUGAAGAAAGUGAUGAUGAUGUUCCAGAAACAACAAUAACAGUUCAUAAACCUGAUGAUAUUAUUGAGAAUUUAAUUGAAAUAGAUGCAAGUGUUGGGUAUUUUAAUAAAGAAACUGAUAAUGCAGUUUACAAAGAAUGUUUCAAAGUGGAAAUGCCAGCAGAUUUCUUCAAAUUUUUUGAAUGUUUGAAUGAAGAAUCAUCUUCUGUUGAGCACUUAAUGGCUAGUGUAAAUUUAGAAAUGAUAGGACCUUUUGAUUUGUUGUUAGGAAAGUUGCCUAAGCUUGACAAUAAAGAUCUAUAUUUGGUGCAUUGGCGGUUUUUCUAUGAUGUUCCUGAAUUUCAGGCUGUCCUUAAAAAGAAAGGAAAAAGUGAAUUACAUAUUGGUUAUUACAGGGAUGACCCAAAGGAAAAACCUGUUUUUUUAGCAAAAAAUGAUAGUUCUAAAGAUUAUACUAUAACUCCAGUUGCUGAAAACAUUUUCAGUGCUGUUUAUUGGUUUUUACAAAAUGAAAAGAAGUCUUCACCCUUCAUAUCAGUGGCAUGUCAAAAAUUAUCUGAAAAAGUGAAAAAAUGGGCUGAGAGCAACAAUUAUUCCAUAGGAGAGUAUGACAAAAAGAAAAGACUAAAAGAAAUAGUUUGUAAAACAUUUCAUGGAGCUGGUAUUGUUGUGCCUUAUGAAAAGAAAACUCAACUCGGUUAUAGGAAAUUAGUUGAAACUGAUGUGAACAUAAAGAAACUGUUUAAAAAACUUGAAGAUGCAUCAACAGAAUCUGAGAGAAGUCAAAUUUUAUCUGACCUUCAGCCCGUAAUAACAUAUUCCAGUAUAGCUGUUGAUGAAUGUGACUUUGGAACAGGCCUUGAAGCGGGAAUAGCCUUGUUUUGUUCAGGACAUAAAGAGUUUAAUAAUAGUGCCCUAACUCUGCUAAAUACUACAUACUCAUUGUUGAAAAGGGAUGAAUUUGGGGAAAUAAUUCAGAUGCAUAUGAAGUAUCGACGUAAGGGCCCUCAUAUGGCCUUAUGGGGGCAAAAAAUGUAAAAAUUGUAUUAUUUUAGUUUAUUCAAUUAUAUUUAAUUUAAAAAGGAAACUCAAGAACAUUUAAUGCUUAAAGAGAAUAGGACAAGUUUUAAUCACUCAAAGAGAUUAAAAGCAGAAUUUUAAUAAUAAUUUUGUAUGAAUGGAAAUGUAAUAGUUUGACUGUGUUACAUAUGGACAGGUAUUUAUUUCUAUCUAAUAUUUAAAGGGUUGUGACAGUCUACAAAUUCAUGUUUAUGGCCUGCGCAGACGAGGGAUUUUAGUCCGCGGAUUUUUUUGUCCGCUAAAAUAGAUCACUUACAACUGUAUCAUAAAACACAAAAGAGGCAUUAAAAGUAUCGCUUACAAAAAGACCCCCGAAUAAGCGCGGACAGGCGACAGCGGAACGGACUAAAGUAUGGAGUCCCCGAAAACAAUAGAACACGUGUGACUAGUCACUAGGCGAAGCAACGCACACGGCGGACAUAAGUCCGCAUUGUAACCUGUCAAUAUUCGCUUCCAUAGCGUGCUUUUCUGUACACGCCGUGUGCGUUGAGUUCGCGGUAAAUCCGCGGCGGAGUUAUUGUUCGCGUAGUGUACUUUUUUAUCCGCAAUGAAGAAAAUACCGUCGUCUGCGCAGGCCAUUAAUUAACCGACUUCAAAAAAAAGGAGGAGGUUAUCAAUUCGGCCGGUAUGUUUUUUUUUAUGUAUACAGGGUUACUUGUAAAACACCAGCAACCUCGCAGG